Drosophila serrata is the source of this 3824-nucleotide messenger RNA. It is a transcript of the gene Oatp74D, whose product is annotated as Organic anion transporting polypeptide 74D. Lineage: Eukaryota; Metazoa; Arthropoda; Insecta; Diptera; Drosophilidae. Gene Ontology annotation, biological process: sodium-independent organic anion transport; transmembrane transport. Gene Ontology annotation, molecular function: protein binding. The record is from RefSeq and is a predicted model, not a curated record. Gene Ontology annotation, cellular component: basolateral plasma membrane.
CGAACUGUGCCGAUGGCAGCGGAACUUUAGCGCCUGAAACUUGAGUGCUCGAAUAAUUUCAUGUUCAUAAGUAAUAAAAAAACGCAGCCACAAUAAAUACAAUUCUCAAUUGGCUGUGUGCGUGUUUUUCCAACGCACAAAACACAUACAAAAAUAUAGCAUUUAAUUUCUGUGUCCAUUAUGUGUGCAAUUAAAUGAAAAUAAAAAAUUAUAUAUAUAUUAACAACAACAAAAUUCGGUGUGUGAAAAAGCAAAAGUAACAACAACGAAAUUAGACGCGUAAAUUGCGUAGCGAAUGCUGAAUGAAUAAAUAAAUACAGAAAAGCGGCAAGCACAGCCAGAGCAGAAAGCGAAACAGGAGCGAUAAGCUUACCACUCCCACACUUCAACAACUAAAGAAACUCAACAAUUCAACAACUCAACAAUAAUUAAAACACACAACACUGCCAUAUUGCAACAAAGAAUAUAUCGAACUGUUAUCAGAAACCAGAUCAACCUCAAUCUACCUCGUUUUUGGGCCAAUAUCAAUAUAUACCAACCACAUAGAAUCGAAUGUAUAUAACCGAGAAACUGCUUCCAAGUCCGAAGUAAUGGGAACAACAACAUGGAACAACAGGCAGUGACUAAGACCACCUAGAACUGCUGCUGAGAUUACAUCCUUGAGAUUACAGAAACCCAAUUGAGAUCUAGGAGCGUAUCCAAUCCCAAAUCCCUAAAUUCCCAGGAUUCCAAGGAACUCUAGUGGCCAGCAGAAUGACGAAGAGCAACGGGGAUGUGGAGGCAGGCGCCACUCAGGCCGCAUCUUUGGGCGGUGGAAAGCAAAGCAACGGACAUGGCCAGGUGAAUGGCUACCAUCAGAAUGGAGGCGGAGGGAGACGUGAUUCCAGCCAGGCCUUCACACCACUCCUGGCCCAGAACGGAGGCAGCGAGGUGGCCACAACGCCACCGCCAAGCACAGUGCUCUACGAGAGCACGCCGAGCAACAACAACGAAUGGAAGGGACCGGCGGUGGAGGACCUCAAGAAUGGCAAUCACACCAACAACAAUGGCACCUCCAAUGGCCAUGGACAUGGUCACAGUCUCAGCGAGAAAUAUGCCCACGAACAGGCACCUCUAACUGGUGGCUACAAGUUGCCUCAACGAUCCAGUGAAUCGGAGGAGUCCGACUUUGAUUCAGACCUAAAUGGUGGCUCCUCCUCGGCGGAUGCUGCAGCCAGCUGUGGUUUGUUUGGCUGCCGUCCCAGGUGGGCCCGGAGAUUUGCCUCCACGCAUGUCUUCAUGGUGGUCUUCCUGCUGGCUUACAUCCUGCAGGGCAUGUACAUGACCUACUUUGUCUCGGUGAUCACCACCAUUGAGAAGCUCUUCCAGAUCAAGUCCAAGACGACUGGGCUCCUGCUUAGCGCCAGCGAAAUGGGUCAGAUCUGCACGGCCAUGCUGCUGACCUACUUUGCGGGAAGGGGUCAUCGUCCUCGGUGGAUAGCCUGCGGCAUGGUCCUCUUCUCCAUAGCCGCCUUUGCCUGCGCCCUGCCGCACUUCAUCUUCGGGGAGCAACUGAUGCACUCCAGCGUAAUCCUGCAGCAGCAACCGCAGCAGAUUCCAGAGUCCACCUCCUCGAUGUGGCUCAAUGCCAGCCAUGGGUCGGAGGUGAUGACCCUGAAUCCCAAUUUGUGCAUCCUUGGAGGCAAUGCCAGCAUGUCGGGCAGUGAGUGCAACGAGGAGCGGCAGCUGGAGCAGGCCUCCCACUCCAAGAUCACCGUCAUUGUGCUGUGCAUCUUCUUUGGCAGCCUCCUGAGCUCUGGCAUUGGCCAGACGGCGGUGGCCACUCUGGGCAUUCCCUACAUCGAUGAUAAUGUGGGCAGCAAACAGUCACCGAUGUACAUGGCCGUCACCAUUGGCAUGCGGAUCCUGGGUCCUGCCUCUGGUUUCAUCUUCGGCAGCUUCUGCACCCGCUGGUAUGUGAACUUCUCCAAUCCCGGCUUCGAUGCCACCGAUCCUCGCUGGAUUGGUGCCUGGUGGCUGGGACCGGUGGCCAUUGGCAGCCUGAUGCUGUUGGCCUCCAUUGCCAUGUUCUCGUUCCCCAAGCAGCUGCGGGGCAAGCAGCAAUCCCAGGCGGCGGCCAGUGCAGUGGCAGCUCCUCCAGCAGAGCCAGAGGAAAAGCCCAAGCUGAAAGAUUUUCCCAAGACGGUACGCCGUCAGUUGAGCAACGAUAUCCUAAUGUUCCGCACUGCCUCCUGUGUGUUUCACCUUCUGCCCAUCGCUGGUUUAUAUACUUUUCUGCCCAAAUAUCUGGAGACACAGUUCCGGCUGGCUACGUAUGAUGCCAACAUGAUUGCUGCCUUCUGCGGCAUCCUGGUCAUGGGCAUUGGCAUUGUUAUUUCUGGUCUCUUUAUCCUGAAACGAAAGCCCACGGCCAGAGGUGUUGCUGCCUGGAUUGCAUUUACAGCCCUUGUCUAUUCCGUGGGAAUGAUCAUACUGAUGUUCAUUGGCUGCAGCAUGAAUGACUUUGCUGGCUACAAGGCGAGCGAUGGCAACAGUCCCGCUCUUAUCGAGCCCACCUGCAGUGCCGCUCUCAAUUGUACCUGUGAUAAGGAGAACUUUGCGCCAAUUUGUGCCGAUGGCAAAAUGUACAUCUCGGCCUGCCAUGCGGGAUGCAGUAGCUCCUCACUGCGGCCCAGCGAUAAUCGCACCCUAUACUCCGACUGCGCUUGCAUUCCAGAUGCUCCGGAGGCGGUCAACGGUUACUGUGAUAAUAACUGCAAGAACUUCAUCUACUUUAUAUUGAUCUUUGCCAUUUGCGUAUUUAUGCAUUCCACCUCCGAGGUGGGCAGCAUGCUGCUCGUCAUGCGCUGUACACAUCCCAAAGAUAAGGCCAUGGCCAUGGGUGUGAUACAGUCGGCCAUUGGCCUAUUCGGCAAUGUUCCUUGUCCCAUCAUCUAUGGUGCCGUUGUGGAUUCCGCCUGCCUCAUCUGGAAGUCGGUGUGCGGCAAGCAUGGAGCCUGUUCGCUCUACGAUGCGGAUACCUUCAGGCACUAUUUUCUAGGUAUCACGGCUGGCAUCAUGUUCCUGGCAUUCCUCAUGGACCUGGUGGUCUGGCGCAAGGCACAUCGCAUUGAUAUUGCGCCAGAGGAUCCCCAGGAUGGUGGACACACUCCCAAUGGACGCUCCCUGGAGGUGUCAGAGUCCAAGCAGCCCAUCUCACCGGCGCCGGAUACGACGGUCUAGGAGAAGGAUACACGAAUCCUUGACAGAGACAGAGACGAGAGCUUGGCGCAGCAGCUGAGAGAUUUCCAAUAAACGUUUACCUUAAUUGUUAAUUAGUUAUCAUUUUGUCUAGUUUUUUAGCCUAGUGCAAGAGUUAUGUAUUUAGUUAAGAGAAAGAAAGAGAGAGAGAGAAAGUGGCAUCUUCGAUUAUCGGGAAACCUCAUUGAAAUUUACAUUAGAAAUUGAGCUCGUCCAAGCCCAACCCGAACCAGAACCCCAAGGAUCCCUGCUCCAUAUUCUACAUAAUACCUAUAUAUGGAUUACGAUUUAAUUCUGUGUAAAAAUCUCAACGCGAAACGAAGAUAUAAAGCGUAACUAAAAUGAAAAAGAAAAUUAGAAACUGAUUGAAAAUGCAACAAGUAAAUUGAGAAAUCUGUAAUGUGUAAACUAUAUAUGUGUAAUCUGUAAUGUAGUUAUUAAUAUAUUAGACAUAUACAUUUACAUGUAUGUAUGUAAUUGCAACCUAUCUGUGGUAGUUAAAUUUUAGUUAAAAUUCAAACUAAUUGUCUAAGUUUUGUCAUACAACAUGAGCAACCAACAACAAAAAAAAACAAUAUACGAAA